Messenger RNA from Paramecium sonneborni, 591 nucleotides. Lineage: Eukaryota; Ciliophora; Oligohymenophorea; Peniculida; Parameciidae. The record is from the annotation of a GenBank genome assembly.
AUUAAAUCUUUUAUACAAAUAAAUGUCUUUGGUGUUGGAAAAGGCUGAUUCAUUCAGACACAUUAUUCGUAUAUUGAAUACAAAUGUUGAUGGAAAAUAAAGACUUGCAUAUGGUAUUAGAAGUAUCAAAGGUAUCGGAAGAAGAUUCGCAAUCUAAAUUUGCAAGGUAUUUAAUGUUGAUAAAUAUGUAUUAUAGGUACUCCGUCUUGAUCUUUCAAAGAGAGCUGGUGAAUUGACUGAUGAUGAAGCUCAUAAAAUCACAGAAGUCAUCAAAUCUCCAGAAGCUUAUAACAUUCCAAGAUGGUUUUUAAAUAGAUAAAGAGAUUUCAAGGAUGGCAAAAAUUAUUAAGUUACAACAAAUGAAUUAGAAACCAAAUUAAGAGAAGAUUUAGAAAGAAUGAAGAAAAUCAAGUAUUUUUAUUAAUUAAUUAAUUUAAGGUGUAAUCGUGGUUUAAGACAUCACUGGGGAUUAAGAGUUAGAGGAUAACACACCAAAACUACUGGUAGAGGAGGAUAAACACUUGGAGUUGAAAGAAAGAAGAAGUGAUUAAUAAUUUAUUAAAAGUACAUUAAAAAUAAUAAAUGGAUAAA